Molecule: messenger RNA, 3485 nt
Organism: Suillus fuscotomentosus
Lineage: Eukaryota; Fungi; Basidiomycota; Agaricomycetes; Boletales; Suillaceae
Exons: 6
Coding region: 232-3192 (986 amino acids)
Biological process (GO): cell surface receptor signaling pathway
Molecular function (GO): protein binding
Source: RefSeq, a predicted model, not a curated record
UCAACGUUCAACAUUGGACGCGACGCCGCAGUACCACGGUCAUGAAAUUUCGAAAACUUGGUGCGAGCGUGGUCACCAAUCAACUAACAGAGAGUUACUGGUUAGGCUCUGGCGACAAGCAGAGAAUGGUACUAGUAUCAGGCGCCGGGAUGUUAUACAUUUAUAGUGUGCUGUUUCUCACCUUCGACACAAGCCUGCAGAGACGCUCACUCAAUAAUCGACUGAACCCCAAUGGAAUACAGUCCAGGAUCUACCACACGACUUCAGCCUGAGGUGAUGCCAUCCAAAAGCCCAAAGUCAAGAAAAUCCAAUGAAUCGAAGAACAACCCACAUACUAAACAACCCUCUUCUGAAAUUAAGGAGUCACAGGCCGAAAAUAUGAGCCAACUGCUGAAUGUCACUAUAGCAGGCAUCAACGCCGUACAAACCGUCGUACCUAGUGACCUGGCGAAAGGUAUACUCGGAACAGUCGCCAAUAUCCUGAUGGUUGUGCAGUCGGUGAUCAAGAACAAAUCCGAUUUCCGGGCGAUAGUCAAUAAAUGUAAGACCAUCGGGGAAAUUCUCGAGAGGGUGACCAAAGACACUACCAACGACAAUCUGCCAAGAUAUUUGGUCCAUGCUUUAUCGACACUUAAUUCAUCAGUUAACGAUAUCAAUAAUAAGGUGGUCUCAAGGAAGGAGCAAGGAUUGUUGAAGAGGUUCUUCUCUGCCACGAUUGAUCGCGACCAGAUUGCUAGUUGGGAAAAGGACAUAGGCAGUGCCCUCGAACUCUUCAAUACUGAAGCGAUCGCUGGCAUUGCCAUGAAGGUGGAAAGGCUUACUUUGGGACUCGACGGCAAUAACACUAGUGCCAAUAUUCUAAAGUAUCACUCAAUCGAGCCUCCAUCACGACCUUCCAUGUUUUAUGGCCGCGAUGAUCUCGUGGCAGAGUUGACGGCCCUCAUUGUCAACGGUGAACACAUUGCAUUGAUCGGUCCGGGAGGCAUGGGAAAGAGUUCUCUUGCCACAGCCAUCCUUCACGAGCAGCUUAUCAUCGACAAAUUUGCUGAUCGGCGCUUCUUUAUGGCUUAUGAUGAUCUAGAUCCUUCGACCAUCACAUUCGAAACUUUCAUGACUCAUUUCGCGGGAGCCCUUGGCAUAGAGAUCACCGGCGCUGAUCCUUUGCGCCCAAUAUCUACCUUUCUUCAUUCCGCUAGCGCCCUUGUCGUCCUCGAUAAUGCCGAGACCUUCGAAGAGGCCAGUGCGUUGUCAGCGCUCGAAAAAAUACCACCAGCCAUUGCCAACAUUGCAAAUAUCCCUGGCGUUGUUCUGAUCCUCACGUCACGCAGUCGAAGGAAUGCACCGAACGUGCGAUGGAUAAUGAAAGAUAUGCCGCCAUUGGACUUGAGUUCUGCAGAAAGACUGUUCUUUCAAACUUAUCCUCGCGCCCGUUGCAGCGAGUCCGAGGAAGAAAUAAAUGACCUGCUGAGGGAAUUGGAUUUUCACCCCCUUUCCAUUAAUUUACUCGCACACACUGCGCAGCAAAAUGACUGGUCUCCAGCCGUACUGCUGAAGAGAUGGAACGAUCGGCACAGUGCCGUGCUCAACCCCGGCAAGGGAAAGCUGCAAAGCUUGUCAGACACCAUGCAGCUGUCACUCGACUCACCAUCCAUCCAAGCUCUUGGCGAGGAUGGUCGUCGUACUUUAGCCAUAAUCGCCUUCUUGCCCCAGGGUCUCAACGACAACCUAGCUGGCGAUUUGUUGCCAUCGCUCCAAGAAGUCGACACUAUAUGCGAUGUUCUACGCAUGCAAUCUCUUGUUUAUCGUCAAGACAACUUCAUCAAGGUGCUCGCGCCCAUUCGACAUUAUGUGCAAGAUUCGUUGCCACCACCUGAUUCCACACGUUUGCGAGAGAUACGCACCUUCUACUAUCGCACCGUCCAGCAGUGUUCGGAAGAACAAGACGGUCAUGCUAAUAUCAUUAUCUCGGAUCACUUCAACAUCGAGCGUGUCGUUGCUUUCGACCUCGCCCAUAUCCCUGAAGAGACUUAUCGCGCUUGCCCAAAAUUUUUGAAUUGCUUGAAGUGGCAUCUUCCUCGCCCAACUACCCUUACCCCCGCUAUUUUCAAUAUCAUCGAGAACUCCUCCACGUAUAAGCUCAAAGCAUCCUGCUUGUAUAGGCUUGGCUGGCUCUACGACACUCUCUCCCAGCACACAGAGGCAAUGAAGAUUUUCGAAGCUGCUGGGGCACUCUAUCUCGCCACCGGCAACCACGAAAUGGUGGCCCAAUGCGUUACCACUUGUGCAGACAGAUACAGAUGUCAAGGCCGCUUCAUUCAAUCCCAACAGCUUUUAGAGGGCUUUCAACGCUCCGAGUCGUGGGAGUAUCUCAGUGAACCAACGAAAAGCCGAGUUUGGUAUUUCUUGGAUAGGGCUCGGAUGUACACAUUCACAGCAUCUGCGGACGAAUUAUUUGUGAAGUCCUCGGACUCGGAAGAUCACCGCAUUGGCUUGUCGUCCAAGAUUUCGCACUGGCGGGCCAAACGCUACUACAGGCAAGACAUUGUCCAGGUGAACGAGCGCUUAAAAGACCUUCUCCUACAAUGCACAUGUACUCGAGUCUACUUCGCCCGCCGCGACGCACUUAAGGGGCUUGCAGAGGUGGCAUUUUGCGAAGGCAGGCUAUCCGAAGUCAUGGAUACCCUACAGAAAAUCGUACAGAUGUUCAAGGGAGAACAUUCACACAAUACCUUGUGGUAUAUCGUGUUGAAGGCCGUUGUUGCAGGCAAGCAGGGGGAUCAUGCCCUUGCGAGGGAGCUCAUCUACAAAGCUCCAGAAUCCCUCCAAUCCUUUGAGCUGCGCAGUGCAUCCGUAUUUCUCCACAGAUCUUAUUGCUCGGCAUGCAUCGAGCUCACUGCGGGCGCAUACGACAAGGCCGAGUCCCAUUUCAUAGCUGCCAUUGAAGGUUGUGAUAUCCAAGAACAUCUUAUUUACAAGGCGUAUAGCAAACGGGGACUAGGGGAGAUUGCCUUUGUGCGUAGUGACUUCGCGUUGGCUGCACGAUACUUCACAGAAACACGGUCUUUGUGCACUGAGAUGGGAGUGCCUGAGCGACAUUUGUACAGUUGCGAUGUGUUCGUUGUUCUGCCAGACAGAUUUAUUGCAUGGACACUAUUUAUAGAGGGUCAGUCGCCAUUUACGAACAUUAUGUAGAUCAUAUACAUGUACAUGUAACAACAGCCUGUCAUUGUAUCUGGGACGAUUGUACGAGUGGCUUCAUCAUGAUAUAUCUAUGACAAAACAGUGAUGAGACGAACGCGGGAGAUGAGUGAAGCGGAACGCAUGGAACUUUAAGCUUCAAGUGUUACUGGGAUUGCUAUGACACGGGAAGGCUGUGAUACAGAUGUGUUAUAGAGAACGCGUCUGUUCUUAUCAUCACAUAUCUCACUUCCACUUUCAUAUGGUAGUGCGCGAGCUGGAUCUGCGACAUCUCCUCAGAUCGAAGG